Molecule: messenger RNA, 1162 nt
Organism: Phoenix dactylifera (date palm)
Lineage: Eukaryota; Viridiplantae; Streptophyta; Magnoliopsida; Arecales; Arecaceae
Source: RefSeq, a predicted model, not a curated record
AACCCGUUUGCUAUGAAACGCACAGUAAGCUUGUUAAAAGAAAAAAAAACGGAUUUGUUGGGAUCCAAUGGAUCGUCCCUCCGCGAAUGCUCUUAGAUCGAGUUUUUUGACGAUUGGGGAGAGGCUAUGCGCGGCGUUCAUCCCGUUCAUAGCCAUCGUGGAGGCGCUCGUCUACGUCGUCACGGAUUGCUUCGACCACCGCCCCACGGCGGCCCUCGCCCGCCGCUCUCGCAAGAUGACCUUCCGUGACCUCGCCCGCCUCGCCGCCGACUCCCGUUUCUUUACGGUGAACGAGGUGGAAGCGUUGUACGAGCUGUACAAGAAGUUGAGCAGCUCCAUCAUUGACGACGGACUCAUCCACAAGGAAGAACUUCAGCUAGCACUUUUCAAGACUCCAUCUGGGGAAAAUCUUUUUCUUGAUCGAGUUUUUGAUCUUUUUGAUGAAAAGAAAAUCGGUGUUAUUGGAUUUGAGGAGUUUAUCCAUUCACUCAGUGUCUUCCAUCCAGAUGCUCCUCUGGAUGACAAAAUUGACUUUGUUUUCAGGUUAUAUGAUUUGAGACAAAGUGGGUACAUUGAGCGGGAAGAAGUUAAGCAAAUGGUGCUUGCUAUCAUGAUAGAGUCAGAUAUAAAAUUGUCAGAUGACCUUCUUGAAGCCAUAAUAGAUAAGACUUUUGCAGAUGCUGAUGCCGACAGGGAUGGUAAAAUUAACAAAGAGGAAUGGAAGGAGUUUGUCAUGCGACACCCUUCUCUUUUGAAGAAUAUGACUCUUCCUUAUUUGAAGGACAUCACCACGGUGUUCCCUAGUUUUGUCUUCAACACUGGGGUGGAAGAUUAAAUCAAGGUGACAGAAAUCUUGAGUGCAACGAAGAGUAUGGAUGACCAUCAUGGAAGGCGUUGGGCGGCAUCGAAGAUGGGCUUUCACCCUCGAUAAGCUAUUGAUAAAAAUCAAAGAACUGCCCUUUGUCAUAAUUUGUGAUGGACUUUUUUUUACGUUGCAUUUAUCAGCUUUGACAGAAAGUGAGAGAAUGAUAUUUAUCCAGAAAUUGAUGGAAAAAAGCUCAAGUGGCCUUUCUGGCCUUCUCCACCGCCGUCCGCUAAUCCCAUCCUUCUCCUAGGUGAUCCAUAAAAGGAGAGGAAAUGGCCUAGACAAGGGUAGAACAUA